Molecule: messenger RNA, 3412 nt
Organism: Dendroctonus ponderosae (mountain pine beetle)
Lineage: Eukaryota; Metazoa; Arthropoda; Insecta; Coleoptera; Curculionidae
Gene: Tango1
Product: transport and Golgi organization protein 1
Exons: 8
Coding region: 84-3257 (1057 amino acids)
Biological process (GO): vesicle cargo loading; endoplasmic reticulum to Golgi vesicle-mediated transport; protein secretion
Cellular component (GO): endoplasmic reticulum membrane; endoplasmic reticulum exit site
Source: RefSeq, a predicted model, not a curated record
UGACGCUGUUGGCAUGUUAUGACAGGGGGGCACUCGAGUGAUGUGGCCAAAUAAACCAGAAAUUGCCCUGACAGUAACUAGCAAUGAGCGCGUUUAAGCUCGCAUUUUACCUGGCGCUGCUGUGGGCGGGCAGCCCCGCGCUGGCCGCCCUCUCGGACAAGCGGCUGUGCAUCGACCCGCAGUGCUCAGAGCUGAUCGCCGAGGGCAAGACGCGGCUCCGCUACAACGGCAUCGCGCCCGGGAUGCUCUCCUUUGCCCGCGACGAGCCCGUCCUGAUCUACAGCUUUGGGGGCGGCAGCCGCCCCGAGCUGAUCGGCGUCGAGAUCGGGGGGCGGCGCGGCUUUGUCAACGCGGACCAUGUGGUGGAGACGCGCCGCCUCAAGAGCCCCAAGCUGCUGGUCGAUGUGGAGGCUCCGCCCCUGCCCACCACCACGCAGUCUGCCUUCGAGAUCGUCGAUGGCACCCGCAUCCCAUUGGACCUGCAGGAGUUCACCACGGAGGCGCCCGUUGGGGGCCCCUUUCAGCCCACUGAGCCUCUCGAGCAGCCAGUGGAGGCCGAGGAAGAGGACGACGAUGAGGAGGAUGGGGAUGAGGACGAGGAGGAGCCGGUUGCGCAAGCACCCCCGGCUGGAAUGGAGGAGAGUGCAGAGCGCCAUUUGCCCCCAGCUGAGGAGGCUCCUCGGGAGCCUCCGAUGCAAACCGUCAACGAUUCAAGCGCCGCAAUUGAGGAGCCUCCACCGGCACCAGUUGAGCUCAAUCAAGUGCCUCCACCGGAUCCCCUAAAUGCUUCCCCAGAGUCAGUUGAGGAAGCCUCUCUUGUCAGUCAAGUGCCUCCUACACCGGAGCCAGUCAAAUCUUCCCCGGAGUCAAAUGAAGAAUCUCCCCUUGUCAGUCAAGAGCCUCCUCCACCGGAGCCCCACAAAUCUUCCCCAGAGUCAAUUGAGGAAGCCCCUCCUGUCAGUCAAGAGCCUCCACCGGAGCCCGUAAAUGCUUCCCCAGAGUCAGUUGAGGAAGCCCCUCUUGUCAAGAAAGUGCCUCCUACACCGGAGUCAAAUGAAGAAUCUCCCCUUGUCAGUCAAGUGCCUCCUCCACCGGAGCCUAUCAAUGCUUCCCCAGAGUCAAUUGAGGGAGCCCCUCUUGUCAAUGAAGUGCAUCCUCCAGAGCCUCCACCGGAGCCCCUCAAAUCGCCAUCAGAGUCUACUGAGGGAGCCUCUGUUGAACCCCCUGAGGACGACGUCAAUCAGCAAGUUCCUCCUCCGGAGCCUCCAGCGGAACCCUUCAAUUCCUCCGCUUCGGAGUUAACUGGGGAACGUUCCCUUGAACCUGUGGAGGAACGGAUCGAUCAAGCGCCGCCUGCCUCCGAGACGCUGGAGCAAACUGUCACCGCUCAUCCAGAAGAACCCGUCAAUGUCACUGUCAGUGAAAGCCCCGAGCUGACGCUCAAUGCAAGCGCGAGUGUUCUUGGGGGCGCUGCGGCGCCCCCAGGGGAGGCGACGGCCCCAAGCGAGGCGGCCGGAUGGCUAUUGAAGCGCCUGGGGCGCCCUGCCGACGAGGAGACGUGCGCCCGAGGCAACGAGACGCAGCAGCUGGACCUGCUGGGCGCCUUCACCACCGACAUGUUCCUCUACUUGUCGACCACGGCGCUGGCCGUUCUGGUGCUGAUUUUCGUGUGGGUGCUGCUGGAUAAGUGGCGCAGGGCUGCGCCCCUGAUAGCGCGCAUCAACGGGCUGGAGCAGCAGCUGCUGGCCACCAGCAAGGAGAAUGAGGCGCUGCAGUCGGAGCCGGCGGCGCAGCCUGUGGCGCAGCCCGACGAUGGGCGGCUGGCGCAGCUCAACGAGGAGAAGCUGCAGCUGCAGGCGCAGGUGCAGGCACUGGAGAAGGAGCUGGACGACUCGACGGAGAUGGGGAUAGAGCUGAAUCGCAUCAUCGGAGAGAUGCUGCAGUCGUCGGACGGCAGCGACAUUCUGAAGGAGAACAUCGAGCAGAUGCAGAAGCGGCUGCAGCAGCAGCAGGAGCUGAUCGGCGGCCUGCAAGAGGGCCACGCGCUGAAGGAGGCGCAGCUGCAGGCCGCCCAGGAGCAACUGGAGCUGGUGCGGCUGGAGCUGGGGGCGCAGCAAGCUGCGGCCGAGCGCCAGCUGCAACUGCAGCAGGAUCUGUCGGCGCAGCAACAGAAGACAGCCGAGCUAGAGCGCGAGCUGCGCACGAAAACGAUGCAGUAUGACGCGCUGAAGCUGAGCGUCAAGGAUCCGCAGCAGGUCGAGGGCAGCGAAGCUCGCGCCCAGCUGCAGCAGCUGCAGGCCGACAAUCGCCGCUGCGCCGAGCAGCUGAAAGAGGCGCGCGAGGCGCACCGCGACUGCCCUGCGCAGCUGCAGGCGCUAGCGGCGCAGCUGCAACAGCUGCGCGCCCACUACGAGCAGACCGAGCGCGAGAAGGUGGAGAGCUGCACCAAGCUGACCGUGCUCACCAGCUACUUCAAGGAGAAGGAGGAGCGCAUGCUCAAGGAAAUCAGUCACUACGAGGCGCUGUGGUCGGCCAAGGAGGGCGAGGCGACGACAACGUCGCAGCUGAGCCGCCACCUGCAGGAGGAGCUGCAGAACUACAAGGCGCAGAACGACAGCUUGAAGCAGGAGAUCGUCAGCCAGGAGGUGGCGCUCAAGAGCCAGAUCUCGCUGCUGGAGAAGCAGGCGCAUGAGCGUUGGGUGGCCAGCCGCCAGGCGGAGCGCAAGCUGGAGGAGGCGCGGCAGGAGGCCGCCCUUUUGCGCAACCGCCUCACCCUCACGGAGCGCAGCCAACUCAGAGUGCAGUCGCCGUUGCUGCAGAACGGGGAGCUGGCGCUCUCGCCGGACCCCGCCCAGUCGCCGCCGCCCCCACUGGCGUUCCUGCCGCCGCCGCUGGGCGGCCGCCCCUUCAUGCUCCCGCCGCCGGCCGACAUGGGGCUGCCGCCCCCCUUUAUACCGGGCAUGUUCCCGGGCGACCACCGGCCGCCGCCGCUCGGCCGGAUGAGCUCGCCGCCCCCGGCAGGCGGCCGCUACAGCCCCGAGUCGACCGUCUACUCGGAGUACGAGCGCUACGAUCGACGCAGCCCCUCGCCCCCCUACGACUCUGAGUAUGGGGCGUCGCCCCCACUGCGCAGCUACAGCCCCUACGAGCGGGAGUACCGGCGCAGCAAUGGGCGCCACCUGAAAGGCGCCCCCAGCUCGGGGUCCGACAACGAGGCGCAGGGGCGCGCUGGGCGCAAGCCCCACCGGAAGGUCUAGCGCGGGGGCUGAGCCCCCGCGCGCGGGCUGUGCCGACGAAGCCAAAGCGCCAUUUGCACUCGACGGGCAGAUUGGCGGACCACCCUGUAUAAUGCGGUUUCUUGUUGUAUAAAGUGUACAGGGCGAUGAUGUUGCAAUACAUUUACUUAUGGAAA